AUGGGCGUGUUCAGCAAGAAGAGAGACGACGCCGACGACGGCAACCGCACCGCCCUGUUCGGCAGCCGCAAGAAGAGCGACAAGGCGGCGCCGGCGAGCAAUCCCUACGCAGCCGCCCCGGGCAAGGACCCCUACGCACAGCCGCCGCCGCAGUACCCGGGCCCCAGCGACGGCUUCCGCCAGGACAAGACGCCCGCCGUCACCGCGCCCGGCCAGCAGUAUGGCGGUCGCGGAGGGGGAGGAGGCUACGGCGCCCAGGGAGGCAGCUACGGCGCCCAGAGCGGCUACGGAAACGAGCGCUACGACAGCGCGCCGGCACCACAGCAGCAGAGCGCCCGCGGGCCCGGUGGCUACGGAGGCCUGGGCCGCACCAACUCGACCGACACCGACGCCAACAAGGCUGACCUCUUUGGCAACGCCGCCCAGCGCCAGCAGCAGCCGCCGCCGCCCCAGCAGCCCGGCGCGUACGGGCAGUCGACCCCCGGUGCCUACGGGGCCGGCUCGGGCGGCUAUGGGGCCUACGGCGAUCGCGAGCUGACGGCCGAGGAGCAGGAGGAGGAGGACAUUGGCGCCACCAAGCAGGAGAUCAAGUUCAUGAAGCAGCAGGACGUCAGCAGCACCCGCAACGCCCUGCGCCUCGCCCAGCAGGCCGAGGAGACGGGCCGCGACACGCUGGCACGCCUGGGAGCCCAGGGCGAGCGCAUCCACAACACCGAGCGCAACCUCGACCUGGCCUCGACCCAGAACCGCAUUGCCGAGGAAAAGGCCCGCGAGCUGAAGACCCUCAACAAGUCCAUGUUCGCCAUGCACGUCUCCAACCCCUUCACCGCCUCGUCGCGCCGCCAGGCCCGCGACGACAAGAUCAUGGAGAACCACCACCGCGACCGCGAGGCCCGCGACGCCACCCGCAAGGCCGCCUGGGAGUCGUCGGCGCGCCAGGACAACCAGAACCGCACGAUGCAGGGCAUGUCGGGCGCCAACAAGAAGGCGUCGCUCGCCGAGCGCGCAAAGUACCAGUUCGAGGCCGACAGCGACGACGACGCCAUGGAGAAUGAAAUCGACGCCAACCUCGACGCCCUGCACGGCGCCGCCCGCCGCCUCAACCACCUCGGCCGCGCCAUGGGCCAGGAGGUCGAGACGCAGAACGAGCACAUUGGCCGCAUCAUCGGCAAGACGGACAAGGUCGACGACCAGAUUGCCAUGAACAGGUCGCGUCUGGAGAGGAUCGAGAAGAUGUAG
This is a messenger RNA of Ascochyta rabiei, 1239 nucleotides long. RefSeq names its product Protein transport protein S9 plasma membrane t-SNARE. Gene Ontology annotation, cellular component: SNARE complex; plasma membrane. The transcript is spliced from 4 exons. The coding region runs from base 1 to 1239 and encodes 412 amino acids. Gene Ontology annotation, molecular function: SNAP receptor activity; syntaxin binding. The record is from RefSeq and is a predicted model, not a curated record. Lineage: Eukaryota; Fungi; Ascomycota; Dothideomycetes; Pleosporales; Didymellaceae. Gene Ontology annotation, biological process: vesicle fusion; exocytosis.